Messenger RNA from Ornithodoros turicata, 1498 nucleotides. RefSeq names its product gastric triacylglycerol lipase-like. The record is from RefSeq and is a predicted model, not a curated record. Gene Ontology annotation, molecular function: hydrolase activity, acting on ester bonds. The coding region runs from base 87 to 1352 and encodes 421 amino acids. Gene Ontology annotation, biological process: lipid metabolic process. The transcript has 9 exons. NCBI's taxonomy places the organism in Eukaryota, Metazoa, Arthropoda, Arachnida, Ixodida, Argasidae.
UGGCUCGCUCCUGUUUCAUUUUCUCUCCUAUACCAUCGUGGAGCUGUACCUGUUUCCAGCGAAAGUUCCAACGGUAUUGCAGGGAGAUGAGUUUCCUCCUGAAAUGUGCUAUAAUUCUUGCGCUGUCCAUGGCAUGUGCUGUGAGAUGCUAUGCAUGUUCAAACAAUACCGAGCUGCUGGCGUCUAAGCUACAAGAACUCUCGAGUCGCCAACCGGGUGUAGAUGACCCUGACAGAUGCGCAGAAAUUGAGACCUUCAUUGCAAGAAAGGGAUAUGGCUUCCAACGACACAGCGUGACAACGGAAGAUGGCUACAUAAUUGAGAUUCAUCGCAUACCGCAUGGACUGAAAGCCUGCAAUGCAAGCAGCAAACCUGUAGUGUUCCUCAUGACUGGACUCUUCUUAGAUUCCACAUCCUACGUCUUAGAUUUCGCGAACCAGUGUGCAGGAUUUUUUCUUGCCGAUAACUGCUACGACGUAUGGAUCGGCAAUUACCGAGGAACUACCCUGUACGGAAAACGCCACGUAAACGAAACGUUCCAGAAUUCUCCAGAAUUUUGGGAUUUCACCUUCCAUCAGUAUGGCUUCUUUGACUUGCCGGCCGAAAUUGAUUUUGUACUUCAUAAGACUGGCAAGAGCCAACUGUUCUUUGUGGGGCUAACUCUUGGAACUACCUCGUUCAUGGUGAUGAUGUCGGAGCGACCACAGUAUAACGAUAAGAUCAUAGCCGCUGCAUUCCUGUCCCCGGUGCACGACCUAGAUCAUGUGACGCUUCCCUUCUACGUGGCCACGUUUCCAGUUGGCGAAGAAUUUCUGACGGGUAUAUAUCACGCUGGAGAGCGCGAGUUUCUGCCGAAGAACAUGACAGCUACGCAGCUCGCAUCCUUCGUGUGUCAGGAUCCGGGUUGCCUUUUCUGUGGCCUCUUUCUGCAGUACACAAUUGACAUGGAGAGCAAGUACGUCAAUGGGACAAGGACUCCUGUCUACCUUUGUCAGUUCGGGGCCGGAACAUCUACUCUUAACGCCAUUCAUGUGUAUCAAGUUGGGAAGCACAAGAAAUUUCAGACUUUCGACUGCACAUACAUAAAACCUUCUUCCAUGGAUUGCAGCCCACCACGACCCUACGACAUCAGCAAGACGCAAGUGGACGUUGGGAUGUUCUACUCCGACGGGGACGAGCUCGCCACCCCACCGAGUGUUCAAUCCCUCAUCGCAAAGCUCGGAGAUCGAGUGAAAUUCGUUCAACACAUUCAGGAUACCGAAUUUGGCCACGCCAACUUUGUGACCGCUGCCUUAAUUCAGGAAUCCUACAUCCUUAAACCCAUGUUAGAAUUCUUUCGUCGGUACCACUAACAGGAGGGGGGAGUUCGAUUUCUCUCUUCCUGGGUGAGAACGGUAUUCUCUGCCAGUCAGCAAUUUCUAGUCCGAUGCUGAUUGAUUGAUUGCCAAUUGCUAUUAUACUUUUUCGUGCCUCCAAUCGAAUAAAUAAUUUCCGUUUC